ACUUCAUUAGGCUCUACAGGCUAUACAUACUAUGGCUAUAGCACUGGCAGAUGCUCUGCAGUUGUGAACAAAUCUGCUCUUAUUUUGUUGUUUUUUAAAUUAAAAAAACUAUUGCUUUAUAUUUAAAAAACUUUUGUUCUAAAGAAUUUGUCAAAAAGGCAUUGAUUUGAGUGAACAAUGAGUGAAAGUGAGGACAAGAAAGCCGAGACCGGAUUUAUCGGUUCAAUCAGACGAUUGUCGCGCCGUUUCUCCGGAACCCUAUUGAAUGUGGACUCGAAAGCCGGACCCCAUCUCAUACACAGCGGACGCAAAACCAUUUACUCGUACGACGACGAGGAACAGCUCAGGAUUGCCGGACCCCAUCUCAUACACAGCGGACGCAAAACCAUUUACUCGUACGACGACGAGGAACAGCUCAGGAUUGGUGGAGUGGCGGCCGAAGAAUUGAUGGAAAAAUAUGGAACUCCUCUUUAUGUCUAUGAUGUGAAUCGUUUGACCGAUAAUUAUAACGUC
Molecule: messenger RNA, 513 nt
Organism: Medioppia subpectinata
Lineage: Eukaryota; Metazoa; Arthropoda; Arachnida; Sarcoptiformes; Oppiidae
Source: the annotation of a GenBank genome assembly